This is a messenger RNA of Pecten maximus, 2371 nucleotides long. Its product is annotated as sphingosine-1-phosphate lyase-like. Gene Ontology annotation, biological process: carboxylic acid metabolic process. NCBI's taxonomy places the organism in Eukaryota, Metazoa, Mollusca, Bivalvia, Pectinida, Pectinidae. Gene Ontology annotation, molecular function: pyridoxal phosphate binding; carbon-carbon lyase activity. The transcript is spliced from 12 exons. Bases 166 to 1782 code for a protein of 538 amino acids. The record is from RefSeq and is a predicted model, not a curated record.
CAGCUACCUUUACACCGUACAGGUAUAUAACAGCUGAUAAAAUCUCAGGUACGAAUACGUACCCUAUACCUAUUGUAUACAUAAGGAAAGGUAGGUGGGUUUAUCCGGCUCCAUCCUUUCCACUGCCAACUUCCGGAUUCACUAACUCAUUUUUUUCAGUUAAUAAUGUCUUUCUUCGAUUAUAUAGAACAUGGUGUAUUUACUGCGGUCCUUACUGUGUUGAUAAGUAUCUAUUUCCGGAAGGGACGACAGGAGGUGUUCCGGAUUCUGGUUUUAAUACUGAAACAGUUGCCAGGUGUUGAUUUUGUUAUUGGUAAAAUUCUUCACAAUGAAGUCAAGAGUUUUCUCAGCACGACAAAACUAAACGAGGCCAAAAAGAAGGGAAAGAAAGGAUCAGAAGUGCAGCUACCACAGAAAGGGGUGCCACACACAGAACUACUGGCGACGAUGAAGAAAAUGAAAGACUUGGAGACGAAUUCCGACGAUGGAAAGAUCUUCGCCUAUAUCUACACAUUGUCAGACGAUCACUUCCAACUACAACGAGAGGCUUUCGACAUCUUCAGUGAAAAGAUUGGACAUUCCAUCGACCACGAUGCUCUAGUGAAAGAAUUUCAUCAUGGAUUUUUACACGAAAAUGCCCUCAACCCAAUGUUGUUUCCUAGUCUCAGAAAAAUGGAAACGGAAGUUGUUAGAAUGACGGCAUCAAUUUUAAAUGGCGAUGAAGACGUGCUGGGAUUCAUGACUUCCGGUGGGACUGAGAGCAAUGUCAUGGCCGUCAAGACCUUUCGUGACAGAGCGAGAAAAUUUCUUCCCCAUAUCACUGAGCCGGAAAUAGUGGCGCCCAGAACAAUACAUCCGACCAUUGAUAAAGCUGCUCAAUAUUUUGGUAUGAAGGUCAUCCAUACUCCUCUUGGUUCGGAUUUCCGGGCCGACGUCAAGGCGAUGGAAAAGGCAAUUGGUCCAAAUACAGUCAUGCUGGCGGCCUCCGCGCCACAGUUUUGUCAUGGGAUCCUAGACCCGAUUGAGGAAAUUGCAGCGCUUGCGCAUCGCCGGGGUCUUCCACUUCACGUCGACGCUUGUUUCGGUGGUUACAUGUUGCCAUGGGUCGAGAAACUGGGUUAUCCUGUUCCGAAGUUUGAUUUCCGAAAUCUGGGAGUGACAUCCAUGUCGGCAGAUAUUCACAAGUACGGAUACAGUGUUAAGGGUUCCAGUGUGAUACUCUACCGGAACGCUGAUAUCCGGAAGUACCAGAUAUUCUCCUACGCGGAAUGGCCAGGCGGAUUAUAUGGAAGUCCGAGUAUGGCGGGGACAAGACCAGGUGGGAACAUUGCCGCGGCCUGGGCAUCAAUGAUGGCCCUAGGUGUGGAUGGUUACAUGGAACGGGCAAGGGAGCUCAUGGAAACAACCAACAAGCUCAAAGAGGGUGUCUCAAAGAUACAGGGUUUAUAUGUUUUGGGAGAACCGGUUAUGACGUGUUUCUCUAUCGGAUCGAGUGAUCCGGAUGUAGACAUCCAGGCAGUAGCGGAUGCCAUGGGUAAAAAGGGUUGGCAUAUGGAGAGACAGCAGAACCCAAGUUGCCUACACUGUUCUAUACUUCCGCAUCACGUGAGGGUGUCAGAUUCUCUGUUGAACGACCUUGACGAAUCCACACAAGAGGUCAAGAAAAACAAGUCUUUGGCGAAUGAGGGGACGGCGGCUAUGUACGGCAUGAUUGCAACCAUACCAGACAAGGCUAUAGUCCAGGACUUCCUAGUAGAAUUCUUCAGCGAGGUCUAUAAAUAACUCUGACGUAAUCCAAACUGGAUUGAUUAGCGAGGUCUAUAAAUAACUCUGACGUAAUCCGCAACGAGAUUGAUUACUGCCGUCUUUAAAUGGCUUUAGACGUAUUACACAGUCAUAUUGUUCGAUGACGUCUGAAAAUAACUCUGAUGACGUUCACUGACGUUUUUUCAUAUAUGUGGCGUCAUCCAUAACCAGAUUACCCAGCGAGGUUUAUGAACAAUUAACUCUUAGGAUCGUUCACUGACGUCUACAAUAAACGAAAUCAACAACCACAUUGUUAUUCGAUAUCUACAAAUAACUGACGUAAUCCAAACUAGAUUGAUUAGCGAGAUCUACAAAUAACUGACGUAAUCCAAACAAGAUUGAUUAGCGAGGUCUAUAAAUAACUCUGAUGUAAUCCAAACUGGAUUGUUCAGUGAGGUCUAUAAAUAAAUGUUUGUCAUGUUUUUCAGUGUAGAUUAAAAUAAACGAGGUAAUCAACAACAGGAUUGUUCAUCGAAAUAUACGUAUGACUGAUGUAAUUCACAACCUUGUUUGCCUGGGUUAUAGGAAUUACCCUGCUUCAUAAACACUUACAUAAGACAUUACA